GUCUAUUCAUCGUACGUGUUUCAUAUGAAAGAAGCUAAUGUGCUGUUUUUUUAAGGAAACACCGGAACCUUUUCCGCUUCCGAAUGAAGUUUCAGUGGUGAAAGCUGCAGCAGGUUGGGCACAUUGUGUCUGUGUAACAGUGGCUGGAGAGGUGUAUACAUGGGGAUGGAAAGAGUGUGUGCCGUUUGGAACAGUUGUUGGAGACCCAUACACAGAUCAAGAUCCAGAAACAGACUUACUUGAUCAAGAGGGAUCAAGAUCUACGGAUGUAGUCGCCACGCAUGAAGGUACAAAAAGGCGACGUGUGACUAGACAUGCAGGUGAAAGCUCGUCGUCAGGUGACGAAUCUCUCACAGCUUUGCCAUGUUUGGUAGCUUUCAUGAAUCCAGGGGUUAAGAUAACCACCGUUGCGGCUGGUGGGCGACACACAUUGGCAUUAUCAGAUAUGGGCCAGGUGUGGGGUUGGGGAUAUGGAGGUGAGGGGCAGCUAGGUUUGGGGUCCCGCAUUCGAAUGGCAUCUUCGCCACGUCCUAUACCUUGCAUCGGCACAUCACCACUAAGAACCAUCCCUGGAAAUUAUAUUAGAGGAAUUGCUUGCGGAGGAAGACACAGUGCCGUGAUUACGGAUGCUGGGGCAUUAGUGACUUUUGGCUGGGGCCUCUAUGGACAGUGUGGGCAAGGAAGUGCUGAUGAUGAGCUAAGCCCUACAUGUGUAUCAUCGUUGCUGGGCAUCCGCAUAGAUGGCGUUGCUGCUGGUCUUUGGCAUACAAUUUGCAUUUCAAGUGAUGGUGCUGUGUAUGCCUUUGGCGGGAAUCAGUUUGGCCAAUUGGGUACCGGAACCGAUCAUGCUGAGACCUUGCCACGGCUUUUAGAUGAUCCUAGUCUUGAAAAUGAACACGCAAGAGUGGUAUCGUGUGGGGCUCGACACAGUGCUAUUGUUACAGACGAGAAGGUGUUCUGCUGGGGAUGGAACAAGUAUGGUCAGCUCGGUUUGGGGGAUGUCGUAGACCGCAACGUUCCAUCUCAAGUUGAACUAGAUGGCUAUGUACCAAGAGCCGUUGCGUGUGGCUGGUGGCACACACUUGUUCUUGCUGACUCACUUACCUGAAGAGUUCCGUUCCCUCUUGGGUGCUUUCAGACAGCCAUAAUAAGUUUUGUUGGGUCAGCGGUUGCUCUUUCACUAAGUAUCUGCACAAGUACAUAAAAUAAUAUGCUUGCAUGUAGAAGCAUAUGUAUGCAUGUGAUCAUUGUUAGCAUAAUAAGUUUUUGGGCUCAAAAUCUAUUGGGCUUUCACUUAGCCUGUUUAACUAGAUUAGCCUAGAUAGUUUUUGGGCUCAUAAUCUAUUGGGCUUUCACCUCUACCUAUUUAUUGUGUUGCUUUCCUUUGUUU
Helianthus annuus (common sunflower) is the source of this 1390-nucleotide messenger RNA. RefSeq names its product ultraviolet-B receptor UVR8. The transcript is spliced from 9 exons. NCBI's taxonomy places the organism in Eukaryota, Viridiplantae, Streptophyta, Magnoliopsida, Asterales, Asteraceae. Bases 38 to 1108 code for a protein of 356 amino acids. The record is from RefSeq and is a predicted model, not a curated record.